AUGCGCCUGUGUACGCGGAUACGACACCAGAUCGCCCAGUCCGCGCGACAGCAACCCUCACGCACAUACUUUGUCGCAACUUCGCAGCGAUGGCAAGCACAGGCGUUCCAUUCUCAGCUUGAGGACCCCUCUGCGUCCGGCAUCCUCUCCACACUCAGAUCAUCCGCUCCCCGAAUACCUCAAACCCUCACAGAGAAGAUUGUGCAAAAGUAUGCCGUCGGCCUCGCAGAUGGAAAGCUCGUCAAGUCCGGCGACUACGUCACAAUCUCGCCGCAUCACUGCAUGACGCACGACAACUCCUGGCCGGUCGCUCUGAAAUUCAUGUCGAUUGGUGCCACGAAGCUCAAUGACCCGAAGCAGAUUGUUAUGACGCUUGAUCACGAUGUGCAGAAUAAGAGCGAGAAGAAUUUGACUAAGUACCGGCAGAUAGAGGAGUUUGCGAAGAAGCAGGGCUCGGACUUCUAUCCUGCGGGGCGGGGGAUUGGACAUCAGAUUAUGGUCGAGGAGGGGUAUGCGUGGCCUGGGGCACUCGUUGUGGCGAGCGAUAGCCACACGAAUAUGUAUGGCGGGAUCGGCUGUCUCGGGACGCCGGUGGUUAGGACGGACGCGGCUAGUAUAUGGGCAACGGGUCGGACGUGGUGGCAGAUUCCUCCUGUUGCGAAGGUGAGGUUUUCGGGAGUGCUACCUAAGGGGGUCACGGGAAAGGAUGUCAUCGUGGCGCUGUGCGGUCUAUUCGACAAAGACGACGUGCUGAACCACGCAAUUGAGUUUGUGGGCGAGGAGGAGACGAUGCGGAGUCUGCCUAUCGAUGCGAGACUAACGAUCGCAAACAUGACUACGGAGUGGGGAGCUUUGUCGGGAUUGUUUCCUGUGGAUGGCAUGCUGCACGGGUGGCUGAGGUCGAAGGCAACGAUGUCAGCCGUCGAUCAGGGUGGAUUGGUGGGUGGAUCGCGUUUUGCACAUGAGCGGCUCGAUGAGCUCUUCCAGCAGCCACUUCGUGCGGAUCCUGGGGCAGCCUACGCGAAGACAUUGCAUUUGGACCUGAAUACCCUUUCGCCGUAUGUUUCUGGCCCAAAUUCGGUGAAAGUGGCCACGGCAUUGAACGAGCUGGAGGCACAGAACAUUCCUGUCAAUAAGGCAUACUUAGUGUCGUGCACGAAUUCACGAGCAUCCGACCUGGCAGCGGCAGCCAAAGUCUUCAAAGACGCCGCUGAGAAGAAUGGCGGCAAGGUGCCCCAGAUUGCGGAUGGAGUCAAGUUCUACAUCGCAGCUGCAUCAGUUCCAGAACAGCAAAUAGCCGAAGAGCAAGGCGAUUGGCAAGCAUUGAUUGAGGCAGGCGCAGAAGCUCUACCAGCAGGCUGUGGACCGUGCAUUGGUCUCGGAACGGGACUGCUAGAGCCGGGUGAGGUUGGCAUAAGCGCCACUAAUAGAAACUUCAAAGGCCGCAUGGGCAGCACAGAUGCAAAGGCGUACCUUGCUAGCCCGGAGGUAGUUGCGGCAAGUGCACUGUCCGGCAAGAUCAGCGGGCCUGGCUGGUAUGAAAGACCGGAGGGGUGGUCGGGUGUCGUGCGAGGCACGGGUGAUGGUAUACCCGAGGAGGAGCGCUUGAUCACUGCCUCGGAAGCUCUUGACAAAAUCAUCGGCCAGCUGGAUGACAUGAUCGAUACCGCUGAGCCAAAGUUCGGUGAGGGUGAACAAACAACCCAGACAACCGAGACUCCUCCUACGAGCGCAGCAACGGAAGUAUAUCCGGGCUUCCCCGAACGCGUUGAGGGUGAGAUCGUGUUUUGCGAUGCGGACAACAUCAAUACAGACGGAAUCUAUCCCGGCAAAUACACCUACCAGGACGGCGUGACCCCCGAGAAGAUGGCCGAAGUAUGUAUGGAGAACUACGACCCUAAGUUCUCGGGCCUGGCUAAGCAGGGCGACAUUCUUGUCAGUGGCUACAACUUUGGCUGCGGCAGUUCCCGAGAGCAAGCUGCGACAGCCAUACUGGCCAAGAAGAUACCGCUCGUUGUGGCCGGCAGCUUCGGCAACAUCUUCUCGCGCAACAGCAUCAACAAUGCUUUGAUGGGUCUCGAGGUGCCUAAACUCAUUCAGAGACUAAGGGAAACCUUUUCGGAUAAGACAUCCUCGCCGGCGUCAGGGACACCUAUCACGGAGCCGGGGCAAAAUAGUCAAAGUCUCGAUAGCCCUCCGCCGGGCCCAACCGACGCCAAGGAGAAGCAGCUGACCCGACGGACGGGGUGGAAGCUGCUUUGGGACGUGAAGAAUAGCCAAAUUGAGGUCACCGAGGGUGAUGGAACAAAAUGGACAGAGAAAGUCGGUGAGCUGCCACCGAAUGUACAGGAAAUCAUUGCGAAGGGCGGUCUGGAGAAGUGGGUGCAGCAGGAAAUAACUGGGAAAUGA
Cyphellophora attinorum is the source of this 2409-nucleotide messenger RNA. RefSeq names its product Homoaconitase, mitochondrial. The transcript has a single exon. The record is from RefSeq and is a predicted model, not a curated record. Gene Ontology annotation, molecular function: 4 iron, 4 sulfur cluster binding; homoaconitate hydratase activity. Lineage: Eukaryota; Fungi; Ascomycota; Eurotiomycetes; Chaetothyriales; Cyphellophoraceae. Bases 1 to 2409 code for a protein of 802 amino acids. Gene Ontology annotation, biological process: L-lysine biosynthetic process.